This is a messenger RNA of Eutrema salsugineum, 933 nucleotides long. Its product is annotated as mitochondrial acidic protein mam33. The record is from RefSeq and is a predicted model, not a curated record. Lineage: Eukaryota; Viridiplantae; Streptophyta; Magnoliopsida; Brassicales; Brassicaceae. Gene Ontology annotation, cellular component: mitochondrial matrix. The transcript has 3 exons. Bases 66 to 683 code for a protein of 205 amino acids.
UUUUCUUUUUGAUUGAAAAGCCGGUUUCGGAGGAGAGAAGAAGAAAAGUGUCUAACGCGAGAGAGAUGAGGAAGGUGAAAUCGCUUCUGAAACGAGGGCUCAAAAUUGUUGAGGAUGGCGUUUUGCUAGAGAUCCUCCAAUCUGAAAUUCGUCACGAACUCUCCAAUCCUCGUUUCCUGGGAGCUGAGACCGGUAGUCUAGGAGAUUUCAAAUUGGAUUGGGAUUCUUCGGAAAGUCAAGAUAUUGUUCUGAGGAGACGAUUUGAUUCAGGCGAGGAAGUUGUGGUCUCAGCUUUAUUGCAACGUGAAGUCGUCGAAGAAGCUGAUACAACAUUUCCCAGGGAAGCUGUGGCCAAAGUGUGUAUCAGAAAGCCUGGAAUCAGCUCCAUCCUCAAGUUUGAUUGCCAGGUUUUUGAAUUAGGAUCAAGCUCUGAUUUUAACAUCGAAAGAGCCUACUUUAUCCGCUCUUUAGCUUCUUCGCGUUCUUCGACUUACGAAGAGGGCUUUUACAGGUCAUUGGAUCCCAAACUACAGUCUGCACUGAGGGAUUACCUAACAUCGAAGGGAAUCGGUGAAAGCCUAACGAAUUUCCUCUUGUGUCAUUUGAACAAAAAGGAACAGGAUCAGUACGUUAACUGGUUACGCAAGCUUGAAUCAACAAUGUCACACUCUCUAAAGCCGUGACCUGUUCACUUCAUUUGCUCAUUUGUUUUUUUUUUGCCUUCUUGGAAUUUUCUUGCAAUGGUAAUGACCCUGAGAGUAACAUUAUUUCUAUGUAGCUUUGCCAUGGUUUUUUUUUUUUUUUUUUUUCAGGAAUUUAAUUGACAAAAUAGAGUGUAUCAGUGUAUUCCCAACAAAUGGGACCCCAAAUGUUAUGCUUUGGAAAUCGUCAAGCAAGCUUGGUUUUUCCCAAAUGAUUUGUUUUUCUGAAGGA